This is a messenger RNA of Camelina sativa (false flax), 1655 nucleotides long. NCBI's taxonomy places the organism in Eukaryota, Viridiplantae, Streptophyta, Magnoliopsida, Brassicales, Brassicaceae. The record is from RefSeq and is a predicted model, not a curated record.
GAGAGACGUUAUGGUAUGGGAAGAAAAGAGCGAAAAAGACAAGAAUACGGGUUACUGAAACGCAUUGUGGCAAUUAAAUCAUGUGCGUACCAAAAACGUUAACAUAAGGCUUCUUCCCUCAAGGAAAGCAUCAAUGGCGGAAUAACAAUAAGCUUACUUGUAAUAGCCCCGAAAUCACCACGGGUGAAGAAGAAGACGACGACGAAGAAAGCCACUGGAAAAAAUAAGGCAGACGACAGAGAUACGCGUUUCUGUGUGUGUUUCUUCGCGGCUUCCACGAAGAAGCCGAGAACGUACGUGAUUCGUAUUUUUUUCUCUCCACACACUCUCGUCCGGAUCUGAUUUUGUGGUUGGAAUAACAAUCGGUUUCUGAUUUUCGAAUUACUUACAAUUUUCGAAUCGGAAUUAAGAAGUUAUGGAGAAGGCAGAGAACGAGAAGAAGCCAUCGGCUGUAUCCGACGUCGGAGCAUGGGCGAUGAACGUUACGAGUUCCGUUGGGAUCAUCAUGGCCAAUAAACAGCUAAUGUCAUCCUCUGGUUUCGGCUUCAGCUUCGCGACGACUCUGACGGGGUUUCACUUUGCUCUCACUGCUCUCGUUGGGAUGGUGUCAAACGCGACUGGCUUAUCUGCGUCUAAGCAUGUUCCUCUUUGGGAGCUUCUUUGGUUCUCACUCGUUGCUAAUAUCUCUAUCGCUGCUAUGAAUUUUAGUCUCAUGUUGAACUCUGUUGGUUUCUACCAGAUUUCGAAAUUGAGUAUGAUUCCGGUUGUUUGCGUGAUGGAAUGGGUUCUACAUAGCAAGCAUUACUCGAGAGAAGUCAAGGCAUCUGUCAUGGUUGUGGUUGUAGGAGUUGGGAUUUGUACUGUCACUGAUGUCAAGGUUAAUGCCAAAGGUUUCAUUUGUGCUUGCACUGCCGUUUUCUCCACUUCUCUCCAGCAGAUUUCUAUAGGUUCACUGCAGAAGAAAUACGCAAUUGGAUCAUUUGAGUUGCUUAGCAAGACAGCUCCAAUCCAAGCCAUUUCACUCCUCAUCUUUGGUCCAUUUGUUGACUAUUUCUUGAGUGGCAGAUUCAUUACUACUUACAAGAUGACUUAUGGUGCCAUUCUAUGCAUCCUUCUCUCCUGCGCAUUGGCGGUUUUCUGCAACAUUAGCCAAUAUCUCUGCAUCGGAAGAUUCUCUGCUACCUCGUUCCAAGUUCUUGGUCACAUGAAAACAGUCUGUGUCUUAACAUUAGGAUGGCUUAUCUUUGACUCGGAGAUGACAUUCAAGAACAUAGCAGGUAUGGUCUUAGCCGUGGUGGGGAUGGUUAUCUACAGUUGGGCGGUGGAGUUGGAGAAACAGAGAAAGACGAAAGUAACACCGCAUGGUAAACACAGUAUGACAGAAGAUGAGAUUAGACUUAUCAAAGAAGGAAUAGAACAUAUGGAUUUGAAAGACAUGGAGCUAGGAAAUAAUAAAGCAUAAAUAAAGCUCUUCAGGACAGAAGUUUUUUUGGUUUCUCAUUUCGCCAACAUGUAACCUUUUUUGUUUACUUUUUUUCUUUUGCCCUUCUAUUUGUGUUCUUUGUCUCAAAGAACCAUUUAUAGCCUUUAUCUGAUGAGCUCUCCUCUGCAGAGCACAUUCUUUUUUCUACAGAAAUAUAUGAUUUCUUUUUUUA